Ostertagia ostertagi is the source of this 357-nucleotide messenger RNA. Lineage: Eukaryota; Metazoa; Nematoda; Chromadorea; Rhabditida; Trichostrongylidae. The record is from the annotation of a GenBank genome assembly.
AUGAAAGCAGUCACCUAUGAACAGAAUGAACCAAACCAGGGACUGGAUGGCAUGGCUGAAUCAAUAAACUUUCAUUUGCAUCCCGUGCUCGUGUGUAAAAGUACACCACCUGAUAAAUUGUCAGUAACUGCACGUGCUUGCAACACUCACACCUCAAUGAUGUUGGAUAAUCGAGACUGUUUCUCCUAUAUCGCUCAUAACAUUCGAUCGCUUCAUUUCCUCGCAUUUUGUCUCAAUGCGUCACUCCUGAGAGAAAUUGCUCUUCACGUCGCUGGCAUGCCUAACAUAAGCUUGAAGGAGAAGAUACAGGUACUCAAGAGCGAAAAAUUGACGGAAGAGCGCAAAGUUGUACUCUAA